This is a messenger RNA of Metarhizium acridum CQMa 102, 639 nucleotides long. RefSeq lists its product as uncharacterized. Lineage: Eukaryota; Fungi; Ascomycota; Sordariomycetes; Hypocreales; Clavicipitaceae. The record is from RefSeq and is a predicted model, not a curated record. Gene Ontology annotation, biological process: response to hydrogen peroxide; protein folding; response to heat.
AUGGCUUUUUUCCCACGAGCAUUUUUCGACGACUCUCACUCCUUCACCCCUCUCUUCCGCCUGCUCAACGACUUCGACAAGUACAGUCGUCAAGGCACUUCUUCCGGUGACAGCAAGCGGGGCGGCGAUGCCCUUUGGCAACCCGCAUUCGACGUCCGCGAAACUGGUGACAGUUACGAACUUCACGGCGAACUGCCCGGUCUGACCAAGGAAAAUGUCCAUAUUGAAUUCGCCGAGCCCCAGACCUUGAUUGUUCGCGGUAGAUCCGAGAGAUCGUACACUUCGGGAACUCCACCCUCCAGGGCCCUUGAACAAUCCAACCACAAGGGCGCCAUCGCUGAGGGCAGCGGAACGUCCCAACACAAGGCGACUGUCGAAGAUGCCGACCAAGGAAGCAAACAAGGAAAGCAGCCCGCUCAGCAAGGCGAAACUGCCGUUCAAAAGUCAAACGAGAAGGAUUCCGAGCACGGCGUCAAGUACUGGCUUUCUGAGCGCAGCAUCGGCGAAUUUUCUCGAACUUUCAAUUUCCCUACGCCAGUUGACCAGGAUGCUGUUACCGCAAGUUUCAAGGAUGGUAUUCUGAGCGUUGUUGUGCCAAAGGCCAAGAAGCAGUCCUCUCGACGUAUUGCUAUCAACUAA